This is a messenger RNA of Serinus canaria (Common canary), 381 nucleotides long. RefSeq names its product mitochondrial ribosomal protein S21 (gene MRPS21). The transcript is spliced from 3 exons. The coding region runs from base 88 to 351 and encodes 87 amino acids. The record is from RefSeq and is a predicted model, not a curated record. NCBI's taxonomy places the organism in Eukaryota, Metazoa, Chordata, Aves, Passeriformes, Fringillidae. Gene Ontology annotation, molecular function: structural constituent of ribosome. Gene Ontology annotation, cellular component: ribosome. Gene Ontology annotation, biological process: translation.
CGGCGGUACCGGAAAUCCCUCCCAAAGGAAGUUCCGCCGUCAGCGGCUUCCGGUACCGGCGCGGAGCGGCCGCGGCUUCACCGGGCCAUGGCGAACCACCUGCGCUUCGUGGGCCGCACGGUGAUGGUGCAGAACGGGAACGUGGAGGCGGCGUACGGCGUCCUGAACAGGAUCCUGGCGCAGGACGGCGUGGCCGACGCGGUGCGGCGCUCCCGGUACUACGAGAAGCCGAGCCGGGCGCGGCGGCGGCGGGCGUUCGAGGCGUGCCGGCGGGUGUACUGUGCCGAGAUGGCGCGCAGGAUCGCCUUCCUGGCCAGGAGCGCCCGCCAGGACCCGUGGCCGGGCUGCUGAGGAUCCGGCCCCAAUAAAAUUCGUCUCGCU